Messenger RNA from Durotheca rogersii, 1740 nucleotides. RefSeq lists its product as uncharacterized. Bases 1 to 1740 code for a protein of 579 amino acids. The transcript has 2 exons. The record is from RefSeq and is a predicted model, not a curated record. Lineage: Eukaryota; Fungi; Ascomycota; Sordariomycetes; Xylariales; Xylariaceae.
AUGUGCCUCAGGCUCACCGUACAUCACACCUCCCGCCGGCACGAUACGCGAUUCCUUAGCAUCAUCAACCCCGUCACCGGCUACACGGUCCAUAGCCCGUGGCAGGAACCGUACCAGACUCUCCAGGUAUGCGACUACCCGUGCGUGGUCGAGAAGAUACCCGUCGAAGAGCACUGCUUAUGGCACGGGCACUGCUGCCGACUCCAUACGACGUACCUUUGCCAGCAAGAUGUCGGAAUCUGUGCGGUCUGGGUUAAGUACCAUCACUUCGUCUUCGACGAAGACGAAUACCACGACGACGAACACCACGACGAACACCACGACGAACACGACAGGAAGAUACCCAACGACCUGCCUUUCCUCGGUGCGUACCUUCGAUAUGGUGCCUGCCUGCAGCUCGUCCCCUGGCUGUUCAAGGCUGGCGUCGAGCUUUGCCUCGCCGACACGUACAGGGCGCAGAUAUCGCGGGAGCUCGCCGGGGCCAUCCUAGACCGCGGCGCGGACGCCGCCGAGAAGCGGAUGCUCCUCGAGUCGCGGCUCCGGCACUUCGAGAUCGUGAUGGCCUACGCGCGCGAUUGCCUGGGCCAAUUCGCGCGGCUCUGGGACGCGGAGACGGCGCGGCGUGCGCUGCCGCCGCGGCCCGGAGCUGCGGCCGACCCCGAGCAGAGCGCGGUGGUCUCGGAGUUGAUGAGGCUCGAUGUCGAGUCGUGGGCGCAACGGGACGUCGGUGUGGUUCCAUGGCCAGACUACAUCAAGAUCUGGCCGGAAUUCCGGAAGCGCCCGUUCCCGGUAGCUACUGAUGGCGAUCCGUCCUUGGCGUGCUGGACGUGCGUGCUGGUUUACCAGAAGCUGGGCCCGAUGCCGACGCAGAGGGAGAUCCCGACGUUGAGCUUCGAUCCCAACCUGCCGCUGCUGUCGAGUACGUCUUCGCUAGACUCGACCGUCUCGGGUCUGUCUUCCCCCGAUGCGACGGCCUUGUCGUUGCUGUCCCCUUCCCCGUUCAGGCCAGCAGCUCCAAAGCCACGUUGGAUUGAACGUAUCACGCCCUCGUCUACCCACUCGGCCUCGGCUUCUCCAUCGUCUUCCGCUACCUCCACCAUCCACGUCUUCUCAGCCCUCCCCCAGUCCAAAGACCAAGAAGGGUACGGAGACGAAAGCGACUACGACGGAGACGAGGAAAACGACACCGACCCUAGCAGCAGUACCGGGAGCAGAAGUGACAGAAGCAGCAGAAGAGGCACCAGCAGCGACAACGUUGCGAAUAGCAAUAGUGACGAGGAGACACGGGGAGAGGAAGAAAACCAGGGACUGCCACAGGAACUGCCAGAAGUUGAAUACGCGAUCGAGUCUCUUGUCGGCCACCGGCCCUCCGGCGCGGGGCGUAGCCGUGCCGUCGCUUACCUUGUGCGCUGGGCGGGCGAGUGGUCCCACGGGGAGAGACAGAUGUGGGUGCACCGGAGAGAUAUCGCGCCUCAAUUCAUCGAUGACUACUGGAGGAAGCGCCAACAGAUGCGUAGACGGGGCGUCGGGGGUGGAAGAGAGAGCGUAGGGGCGGAUGGUGAGGCUAUGGAAAUUAAAAAGGGUGGUUCGAUUCAGAUGAAUGUGAGCAACUAUACCCGAGUGCCCUCCACUCAGACGUGGUCCCAUCGGCAGAAGGUAUUCCAGGAUGAUACCCGAUUUGAUGGGCACUUCAUAGAUCCCGCCAGUGCUACGCCCAUCAUUGUCGAUCCCGGCAACUAA